Phalaenopsis equestris is the source of this 2246-nucleotide messenger RNA. Its product is annotated as pentatricopeptide repeat-containing protein At5g61370, mitochondrial-like. Lineage: Eukaryota; Viridiplantae; Streptophyta; Magnoliopsida; Asparagales; Orchidaceae. Bases 454 to 1998 code for a protein of 514 amino acids. The record is from RefSeq and is a predicted model, not a curated record. The transcript has a single exon. Gene Ontology annotation, molecular function: protein binding.
GCCCCUGUGCUGGAAGAGCAAAGAUUGCCUAAACCCUCGCGGCCUUGCCUACAUCGUUCCCCUUCUCCGGUUUCGCCGAAGUCCCUUCUCCCUUUUACAUCCAAAACCCUCGCCUUCAUGACCAAUCCCUGGCGAUACAAUCUCAAUUAGAGCUAACUGGGAAGGCGACGGAGGGAUCGCGGCGUACAGAGACCCAAAACUUCCAUUUUUCUUGUCCUUCCGCGCUGCUCCUACCCGAAACCAUGGAGGCACAUGGAGGAAGGCAACUUCAUAUCUCCCUUUUCGCGCGGAUUGCCCUUCCCGGAUUUACUAAAUCCGCCCAUUCGCAGGAUUUAGUAAAUCCGGAUUGAUGAAACCCGCAGUUUUAUUUUCUCCAAACUGACCGUCUGGAAGGAUUUAGAUCAAAUCCUGUAUAAACCCUGCUUUAAAUAUCCUUUGCCAGACAGCACAUUAAUGUUUUUGCUAAAAAAGAUUCGACUUUUAUCCCCUUUCUUUUUCUCCCUCUCUUUGAAAUCACACGCGAAACCUCCAUUCUGUAUGCCGCUGCGGACAAUCGAUAAAGGCGCAUUUUUUUCGAGUCCUCAUCUCCUCCGAGAAAGUUGGCUCGAAUUUAGUAGGCAAUCCUCUUCUUGUGCUGCUCCUGAGUCCACGAAGCUUCUUCUUGACAACGUAGCUCUUGGUAUUGGCAGUCUGGAUGACAUGGAGGCCAGUCUUGAACAAAUGAACAUUAGGAUUUCCCCUGAACUAGCCACCCAGGUCAUCCAUUCUUUCAAAAUCCUUCCUGCCUCAACUAGUAUUGGCAGUGGCAGAAGCAGGAGCAGAAGACUUCUUCGUUUUUUCAUUUGGUUUCUUCGCAGGAGUCAUGAGGGCUUUGGGGACGUAGUUUUCAAUUGCGCGAUCCAGGCAUUUGCAGAGAUGAAGGAUCUGACUGCCAUGGGCAUUGCCAUUUCUGAGCUUCAGAAGUUGGGAUGCAGGAUGGAUGCUGAAACCUUUGUCAUGGUGGCUGAGACUCUUGUCAAGGCCGGUAAGGCGGAUGAGGCUAUUCUCUUGUUCAGGAACACGGUGGAGAACCAGAUGCCAUGUAUAGACGGCACCUUUUCUUUCAUCGCAGCUAUUGUCCAUGUGCUUUGCAGCAAAGGAUAUGCAAAGAAGGCUGAAGGUGUUGUUUGGAAUCAUAGGGACAAGUUAAAGGAGGAGAAUAUUGGGAUCAUUUACCGGAGCCUCCUUCAUGGAUGGUGCAUCUAUGGGAAUGUGAAGGAAGCCAAGAGGAUUUUAAAGGAGAUGAAAUCACGUGGGAUUGUUCCUGGUUUGGCAUCAUACAAUGACCUUCUUCGCUGCAUUUGCUAUCGAAAUCUUAAGCUCAACCCAUCUGGUCUUGUCUCAGAAGCAACAGAUUUGAUGAUGGAGAUGAGAUCCUCUGGUGUCACCCCAACCAUUGUUAGCUUCAACAUUUUGUUGUCUUGUUUAAGUAGAGCUCGGAGGGUGAAGGAAGCUUGCGAUAUUUUUUCUUCGAUGAUGCAAGGGGAGGUGAUAUCUUCCCCAGAUCAGGUCACAUAUUAUUUAGUUAUCAGGGUUCUUUAUUUGACAAAGAGGAUUUGUAGAGGCAAUAGAAUUUUGGAUCAGUUGAUUAGGAAUGGAGUGGUGGUUGAAGCUCGGUUCUUCCAUAGUUUGAUUGGCCUUCUUUGUGGAAUCGAAGAAGUAAAUUGUGCUUUAGAAAUGUUUGAGAAGAUGAAAUGUCAAUGUAGGGAGAGCAUGGGACCAACAUAUGAUUUGUUGAUAGAGAAGCUUUGUAGAAAUGGAAAAUUUGAUGUAGGAAGGUGUCUUUAUGAUGAGGCUAUAGAGAAUGGCGUUGUUCUCAAAAUUUCUAGCGAUUUACUAGAUCCCUUGAAGAUACAAGUGUUUAAGCCAACAAGAUCACAAGAAAAGCUCAUCCUUGGUAAGUACAAGGGCAAGGUAUUGUUUGGACGAAGAUAUGGCACCAAUAGAUCAAAAAAAUAAGAAUUAAGGCUUCAUUUGCUGAUGUGUGUUUUUUUGUGCCUUUUGGACUAAGUUUUUGAUUGUUAUUGUGAAGAUGUAUGUGCUCCUGCGUGUUAACUGCUAUUGCGAAGCUAUGAAGAGGGGGCAUCAGCAGGAGUAUGAGAUUGUGUUCUAUGUUACCCAAAACUGUUUUGUAUAUGUUUUUGAAAGUAGUAUAGAAGCACAAAAUUAUCAGAUGAAGUUUAUUCUAGAAUCACAACAUUAUCAAA